Molecule: messenger RNA, 5793 nt
Organism: Amoebophrya sp. A25
Lineage: Eukaryota; Dinophyceae; Syndiniales; Amoebophryaceae
Source: the annotation of a GenBank genome assembly
AGGCAUGAUUUUGACUUUCUCAAAGUUUUCUUAAUCUCAAAUCUUAUCAAUGCUAUUCGCUUUUCGUCCCCUAUCUAUGACCCUUGUUUUAUUAUGAACACGACUACAACCUAGCAUAAGCUUUAUUAAAGAAAAUGUUUAGCUGAUGUUGAUGACCCCAGACAAGCUUAAGUAGACCAAACCCAAUUAUGUGAUGCAGAAUAAAAAGUGAAUCUGCUAAAAAGAAGAAACCAACGAGUACAUGUCGUGCGUCAACGUUGUUGUUUUCUACUCACGACAUGUACUUGUUGGUUUUUACAUAGCCUAAGUCAAUGUUGAGUUGCCUUAAAUAAAGUACGAACGAUUAAAUGUGGAGAUGAUCAUGAUAGGGUAUAAUUCCGAGGACACGGGUGGUUCUUACUUCUUCGGUCACUUCGUGGCUGUCUUGGUAAGAUGUGACAAGUCUCCCCUAUCUAGGCGGAUGCGGGUGCGGCUGCGCUAAAAACGAACGUCUCAGAAAGAGAAGCGCCUAGGGAAACGUCAUCAAGGACACUCGAUGGGAUGACGAACAUUCACGACGUGGACCUGCCUAGCUAGAAGAUAGGGAGCCUCUUCAUCUUCUGCUGAUGAUAUAUUUUUAGACAUUGACCUAGCAGUUCGUUGUCGGUUUCCUUUAUAAGGUAACAGUUUCUUACUGUUGUUGGUCAACGUACGUCUUCAAGCGUCCGUGGAGAAACCCUCAACAAGAUGACGGACCAAGCUGGGCAGUUCGUGGAGAGUGGGUGGGCGGUGAUGGUAGCCAUCUUCUGCAUCCUCUUCGUGUUCGGCAUAACAGCCUACAAUAUGUACCAUCACCUGUACUAUUACUCCAAACCGCACCUGCAGACUCACAUUCUACGAAUUCUCCUGAUCACGCCGAUCGUGGUACUUAUAGAUACUUAAGCUUUAUUUUGAUGUCAUGAGCUUAAGUAUAAAGUAGUUAUAGGUGAACAAGAUGGACACGAUCAUCUACUGAGGACCUAGAAUAGAAUAAUGAUGUUGCGAUAUUACAGCAGUGCUACCUAUUUGAGUUAAACGGGCAGGUCAUCGUCAUUAGCACGACCCUCUUCGAUACAGACACAGGGGUCUCAGUCAUCAUGGUUAACAUUGUGCCAUCUUCUCGCAGGUCUUCUUCUCCUUUUUCGCUUUGACUUUUCCUGAAGGGCGAUUCCCCAUCAAUGUGCUCCGCGACACCUGGGAAGCUGUUGUCAUAUACAGCUUUCUUAUGCUAAUUCUGGAAUACAUGGGAGGAGAGCAUUUGUGCCUCAACAGCAUAUCCUCUGACUCAGCGGAUUAUACGGAACCCGUAAAGGAGUUCCAUUACUUAAGGCUUCCCUUAGAAAGUGAUGAACUCUACUGAAAUAGAGAAAGUUAGCUGAACUCUACUGAAAUAGAGAAAUAUGUGAGCCGUAAAGAACGAUUAACUGUGGAAGAGAUUCUUUCAUCUUCAGAGGCAUCUUGGAGCGUUUGUUUCCCUAAGGAGAAAGCGAAAGCACGCCAGACGAGAUGCUCUCCAAACAACUCGUCACUUUUUCUCCCUUUUUCUCCCACACAGAAAGCAGAUUCUUUCAUCUUGCAAAUCUCUGUAAUAACUAGGUUGAUCAUCCAAUCUCUAAACUAUCCAUGGCCAUUCAACCUCUUUUUGGGUGCGAUACCGCCAGAGCAGAUGAUACGGCUACCGAAACGCUGUGCGCUUCAGUUCGUAAUCAUGAAACCGAUAAUGUAAUGAUCUUUCGACUGUUAGUCUUAUUCAUAUUUCAUAACGAGCUCAUGAAGAAACAAUUGAAAUUGAUUCCCUUUACCGUCUGCUUCUCCCCGCUAUGGAUAUCCAUUUAAGGUUAAGAAAAUCUAGUAUUUCUUUUGUUGAUGCAGUAGGAAUGUAGGAUUUUCUUCAAUCGUGACUUGCCAAAUGAUUGACUUUCGUCCUCCACAGGUCCAUUCUGGAGCUUUUUCUCUGGGCGCAGGGAGCACAAGAGCACAUAUUGGCCAUUUUGUUUACGAACUUCGUCUACAAUGUGUCCUACAGCGUUGCCCUUUUUGGACUAUACCUCAUCUACACCGCCAGUAAAAACCACGUGGCGAUGCAGGAUAAACAGUGCGUAUUGAAGUUCGCCACCGUGAAGAUGGUGGUCUUUUUAACCUUUUGGCAGGGAUAUGUCUUUCCAGUUUUCAUUUCGAAAAACCAAGAAGCAUGGCAAGACUUCGUGCUCAUACUUUAAGAACUCUCUUUCGCUCCUAGUGGUAAGUAUCUCCGUCAACAUCCUGCUCUGCGUCUAGUUCCUCUUAAUAAGUAGAGAUUUCGAGUACGAUAUGAGGCUAUUUCCCUUUCCAGGACUUCUCGUUUCAGGUUAACAAGAUUCGAUGAAAGUAAUGAAAACUACUUUACCUCAAUCUCUACUUCUAAUCUUCGGAGUGCGCAUUUUUCACCGCAUGCAUGAGUGUCGCGUUUAGCUGGCGCGAAUUUGCGAACGUUGUCCCUCCAAUAAAGGAGUACAACUCACCAAAAGACCCAGACAAGAUCGCUGGGGCUGGUGCAAGUCUCGGCGUCACUGCAGGAUCAACAAGAGGGUUUGCGACGUCUAGUGCAACUUCUUUCCCCUCCGCAUCAAUGCGGGUACUGCCAUCGAUGUCCGGUGGCGCGGCUACCAACGGGGCUGAUGCUGGGGCUGGUGGUACCACGACCCUUUCAGGGCAAGGACCCUUUCAAGGACAAGGACCCGUCACGACUUUUUCGACGGGAGGGUCACAGACGAGCAGCCACAACAACUAUCAGGUGGGUGGCAGUACUGGAUCCUCUACGGCAAUAAGAAUAAACGCGGCUACAAACAAUCCAAAGGGAGUUCCAUCAGCAACUACCACAACGACGUCUACAUAUCACUACCAGGAAGAUGGAGGUUCACGGGUUGAAUUAGCAACGCAGAGAAAUUCCCGCUUUUUUGAGUCCACUGCGCACCAGCUGACGCCAUCAUCAGCGGCUCAGCUCAUUAAGGCAGAAAGCCACCUAGAAUACGUCAAAUGAGUGGUCUAUGUAACUACAGCACAGCAACUGCUCUUUGAUUCUCAUUUGGUAUUUCUUAUCUAGGAACAACUAGUACUUCGUUCUAGAUACAACGCAUUUGUUAGGCGGGCAGAUCCAGAUUCCCUACCCCUCUAAGAAAAAAGGAGCGCCGGGCCAAAGUGACGCCAGUCAUGCUGCUACUAAGCUUCACGCAUCUUCAGCCCCACCCGCAGCAAUACCCGGUCCCCCAGAUGUUGGGAGUAGACGUGGUAGAGACCCACAUGGCAAAACAAUACUCGCGUCAUCGGGAGGACCGCCAGCUUUAGCAGGAACACAAAUAAAAUCCCCCUCCUCUCAACACACUCACUCCCAACAGAGUUAUCCGAUGAAUAGAAAUAGUGCUAAUCCUCAUUUUUCUGGUCUUUCUUCACCUUCUUCAUCGUCGCAUACUGGAGGAACGUCGCACAGGAAGACGAGUUUAUCCUCAAAAAACAAUGGAGCUCCUGGUGAGGUAAUUGGCAGUCAAACGCUAGGUCUUGGAGGGACUUCACCACUUGGACUCGAAGACGUAGAUUUUAGUCGGGCACCGCCGAUUGUUGGACAACAAGGUGUGAACAUGAACAGUGGUGAAGAAGUGAGUGGUGUAGGUGGUGCAGCUCCGACAUCAACAUCGGCGAAUAAUGUUAUGAAAGGGUGGAGCUUUUUGUUGAAUGUUGAUCAACAUGGAAGAGCAUGCAUCCAUGUUGAUCAAGGCUGGAUGGAUGCCGAGCCCAUCUGGAUUUUCCUUAGUAUAUAGACAGGGAAAAUCAAAAUCUUUCAGCGAGUGUUGACCUUACAAGAUUAAUCUACUUAGUAGUCUAAGGAUUAUACGAGCAGCUCUUCGAAGAACAUCAAGGAGCCACGCUGGCUCGCGAACGCAAGGAACGCGUUUCACCCAAAGGACCUGAUCAAUGACGCAAAGCGGAGUUUUUCCAUGCGGUAUAACCAGCACGUGUUGAUGGAAAUGGACGCCCAAGACCAUGCCUACGACGAAAUUCAACGCACGCGAGAGGAGAACGAGAGAAAAAUGGUCGCCAAAAUGAACACCGAAAUAGACUGGUCAAGUGCAGCUGCGCAAGAGGCAUUAGGCGGGGCCACUCAUGGGGCCACCCAUUCAAAUGAAACAAGUGGAAGUGGAAGUGCAACUUCUGGCACCUCUUCGCCGAGUAAAAAAGGUCUGGGUAGUUCUUCCAGCGGUAGUGCAGCACCAACUGGAGGAGACCGAGUCGCGCAACUACAACUGCAAGAUAAUCCAUCACCAUCGAGUAAAACCCCUGGAGGGGGGUCGAAAUCCAAAGCAUCUGCCAUGAUUGCUAAGCUUACUGGUGGUAUCGGAGCAUCGUCAAGUUCCAGCUCGUCUUCGUCUUCUCAAUCUGGAACCGCAACGUCAAACAAUGAGCGGGGGCUUCCAUCGGAUGCAUUAGCACCUGUGGAUGAAAGCCAGGGAGACGGAAUUUGAUUAUAACGCGCGAAAGUCAGAACGACCGCAACAUUUCUAAUUCAUUGGGAUAUUAAUCUAUCUUCUAUUCUAACCAAAAUAAUUAUAUAUAAUUUCUUAAUCAUGUUGACGUCACUUCGAUAAGAUGAAGCAAUUAUGUUGAGUUCUUCUUCGAUAUCAAGAAGCUAGUACAGAGUUCUGUUCACGCAAGUACUUAUGAUGCAUGUGAUGACCAUGAAGCUAAUGAGAUAAUACACGACAUCACAAGGACUAGGACAACAGGUGUGGUGUUCCGAAAGAGUGUUCAAGAUCAUCAAACCAGUUCGUCGUUGUUGAUGUUCGAAUGAGAAAUCGACAUCUAGCUUAUCAAGUUCAUCUUCAUGGUAGAUGAUCCAAAAUCGCUUUAAAAGAUCGUCACAAGAAAGAUCUCAAUCAAAAUCACUGAUGAUCAUCGCUUUCGUAGAGUUCACUGCACCUACAGGCUCCCAUAGGGUUCAAGGAAGUGUCAAAUGUCAGCCAAUGUUCUACCCAUAUUCUUCUGAAAUUUGCUUCACAGGCUGUCACACCAGAUUCAAGUAAAAAUUUGAAUUUAUUCUUUUUUCUACUGAAUUUACGUUUUUCUUUUCCUCCAGCAUCAUCAACCACGUACAUUAGCUUUUUCAGUAAGCCACCUUAUCUAUCAGGAGCAACAUCAUUUUUUAGUUGUAGGUUUUUUUUCCAAGUAGUUCAUUCAAGUUCGUUCUAGUACCUUUCUUUUUCUAGAGCCCAACAACAACAGCAUCAAAAUGAUCGAAGUAAUCCUGAACGAUCGGGUCGGCAAGAAGAUCCGAGUAAAAUGCAACUCGGACGACACAGUUGGGGACUUGAAGAAGCUUGUAGCGGCUCAAUGCGGUGUCCGACCUGAGAAAAUACGGAUCCAACAGUGGUACAAGGUAUUCAAGGACCAUAUCACCUUGGGGGACUAUGAAAUCAAAGAUGGAAUGGGAUUGGAACUGUACUACAACUAAGGAGGAGGUUUAGACGGAAUCGGAGUGCUGGAACUGGUCGAUUUCAUUCUGGCGCAAAACACAGAGGUGCAAUUGCCAGUAGUUCUUGCACCAGCCACCAGAAACAAGACUAAAAACCGCUUCUUGAAGAUGCCUCUGGUCGUUGUGAUGCUUCUACUUCUUUGUGUUUGUUGCUACAAUUCCUAGAAUCUUUGACAGAGUUACUACUGAUUAUACCUUGAACUUGGAGAUGAAGAUGAUGCGGUAACCCGACGUUUCCCCUUUCCCCGAUAGAUUGGAAAUGAAAUAAAGAU